Caenorhabditis remanei is the source of this 1146-nucleotide messenger RNA. RefSeq lists its product as uncharacterized. The record is from RefSeq and is a predicted model, not a curated record. Bases 1 to 1146 code for a protein of 381 amino acids. Lineage: Eukaryota; Metazoa; Nematoda; Chromadorea; Rhabditida; Rhabditidae. The transcript has 5 exons.
AUGGCGGGUGAUUUGGUAAUACCUCCUGAUGCUAGAAAUAAUGAAUUCCGUUUGGAUAUGGACGAUACACUCUUCCAAUCAGUCGUUCAACAAUUCAUACUUCUUGACAAAGAGUUUAUCAGAGCGAAAGCAGAGAAAAAUGCCAGCCUCAGACUUUUUAUCACAUCUCCUAGAUUCCUCAUUGAGUAUGCUCGGUUGACUCAUUUUUCAAGCGUCCUUCCACAAAAGGAGUAUUUAGACAGGAUGUCCGAAAACAAUCUAUUCCCAUACAGAAAAAAUGUAUAUUCUUUCAAUUUAACCGAAAUUGUGUUCGACAAAACUCGUCAUGGAUUCAGGGAAGUUGACUUUCCAUUCGACGCAAAUCACGGAGUAACGGCUGUUCAAGACGUUGGAGGUUGUCAUUCGUCUUACGAUCUUCGCAAUAUUUUCGUUCUCGAAAAUAUGAAUGUUCCAGUUUGUCGCUUCGACCCCGUGAUGUUUUGUCAGUCCUGGGUGCUCACUCUGUUCCGCCCUAAAUUCGUGUUCCGUGGAUUGGUUGCUUGCCCGAAAGGAGACUAUGGACUUGCACGAAUGAUUGUAGAAGUAGGAAACUCGAAAGGAUCAACUUUCCGAUCGGAAGCGUCAAUUGCAUUCAAAAAGGGAGACGAUGAAAAGCUUGGAAAGUUUAUUCCAUUCGAAGUUGCAACUCCAGAGUAUAACUUCCGACCAACACACAUUUUCUUCUUCGUCUGCAUUUUCUAUGUCAAUCGGAAUCCUAUUCCAAUCCGUGGAAUGCGUGUUUCCAACUGUACAGUUCAAUGUGUUCUGCCGGAAGGGCCGCCAUCAUUGGACGCAGUUGAAUGUAAUGAUAGUUUCCCGGCAGGAGCCUAUGAUACUCCACCCGUAAUGUGCAACUAUGUUGUCGAACACCACGACGAUCCAGAGUAUUUGAGAGACUUAAAGGCUGGAUUCUUCUCAACUUUUGAUAAUUACAAAAAUAUGAAGGCAGCUGAAGUUGCACGUGCUGAACAGGAAAUGUAUGAUAUAUUGGAAGGAAACAUUUUGGAAGAUCGAAUGGACGUUCAAGAAGUCGACGGUUUGUCUGAUAAUAGGAAACGUGUGAAUGUUGAUAACGAAGACGAGCCACUCGCAAAGAAGAAAUGCUGA